Xiphophorus maculatus (southern platyfish) is the source of this 3663-nucleotide messenger RNA. RefSeq names its product PR/SET domain 6 (gene prdm6). Gene Ontology annotation, molecular function: protein binding; histone methyltransferase activity. NCBI's taxonomy places the organism in Eukaryota, Metazoa, Chordata, Actinopteri, Cyprinodontiformes, Poeciliidae. Bases 326 to 2185 code for a protein of 619 amino acids. Gene Ontology annotation, cellular component: nucleus. The record is from RefSeq and is a predicted model, not a curated record. The transcript is spliced from 9 exons.
GGACGCAGCGGACUGUCCCGGCUGGUUCUCUGCAGCCUGGAGGUGGAGAGAAGCUCCCCGCUGACUGGACAUCAGCACCCGGUCGGUUCGGAACCGAUCCGAGCUUUUUAAACAACUUCCGCUUUAAAAACAAAACCGGAAUAAACCAGGAAGAUCAGCGGAGACUCCCCGCGUCUUCACCCCGCCGACAGCUGCCUCUGCCGGGACGCGCUCGGAGCGGCGCACCGCUGGUCUCCGCUGGACCCAAACGGAUCUUCAGUUCAUUUGUUCAGAUGAAACGUUCUCCAGCAGGCUGCUGAACCACUUCAGACAGAGCAGUGCCGCCAUGCUGAAGCCGGGUGACCCCAGCGGUUCGGCCUUCCUCAAGGUGGACCCGUCCUACCUGCAGCACUGGCAGCAGCUCUUCCCGCAGGCCCAGCUCAAGGCUCCGCUGGCCCCGCCACCGCCUCCACCUGCGCCUCCACCAGACCGCCUCUCCAUCGCCGUGGAUGCCCUGCGCCCGUCCCGCCUUCACGCGCACCUCCUGGCCUGCACAUCCUCUUCCUCAUCUUCCUCCACCUCCUCCUCCUCCGCAGCUCCUUCCUCCUCCUCCUCCAUCUCCGCCCCCGCAGGCCUCGCUCAGCUGCCCGUCCCGCAGCAGAUCGCGCUCUUCGGGCAGGCGCUGGCCCCGGCGCCGGGGGCCGCGGCGGACCUGGUGGUGGUGGUCCCCCCGGACAACCAGCAGGGCCACAACCCGGCGGCGGAGCUCCUCCAGCAGGCCAAGGAGCAGCGGUGCGCGGCGGUCGGGGUGGUGUCGUCCAGCGUGAAGAGCGGCGGCGGCGGCGUGGAGGAGAGCGGGAAGGCUGCGGGGGGGCGAUGCAAGCUGACCUCCGAGGAGCUGGACUACUACCUGUACGGCCAGCAGAGGAUGGAGAUCAUCCCGCUGAGCAACCACACCGGGGAGCUCAACAACCGUUGCGACAUGUGUGCAGACAACAGGAACGGUGAGUGUCCGAUGCACGGCCCUCUUCACUCGCUGCGCCGUCUGGUGGGCACCAGCAGCACUGCAGCGCCUGUUCCUCUGCCGGACGUCCCUGAUUGGCUGAGGGAUCUGCCCAGAGAGGUGUGUCUCUGCACCAGUACGGUUCCCGGUCUGGGUUAUGGGAUCUGUGCCGCCCAGAGGAUCCCUCAGGGAACCUGGAUCGGGCCGUUCCAGGGCGUCCCCCUCCUGGUGGACAGACUGCACUCCGGGGCCGUCAGGAACACCAGACACCUGUGGGAGAUCUAUGAUUCAGAGGGAACAUUGCAGCACUUUAUAGAUGGAAACGAUCCCAGUAAAUCCAGUUGGAUGAGGUACAUCCGCUGUGCGAGGCACUGUGGGGAGCAGAACAUGAUGGUGGUCCAGUACAGGUCGUGCAUCUUCUACAGAGCCUGCAUGGACAUCCCCAGAGGAACGGAGCUGCUGGUUUGGUACAACGACUCCUACACGUCCUUCUUCGGCAUCCCGCUGCAGUGCAUCGCUCAGGACGAAAACCUAAACGUUCCAGCUACAGUGGUGGAGGCCAUGAGCAGACAGGAAUCCCUCCAGUCCUUCAGCAAAAACAGCAAGCCAUCCUCGUCUUCAUCGUCCUCCUCCUCCCCUCCGGCCGCGCUGCUGCGCUCCAUGGUCUUCCCCCACGCCCCCUGUUCCCGGAGCUUCUCGCUGCUGGACAAGGUUGGGGUCGGAGUUCAGUCGGACUCUGGCUUCGGCCAGCUGGGCUCGAAGAACCAGCGGGUUCUGGCGAGCCCGACCUCCACCAGCCAGCUGAGCAGCGAGUUCAGCGACUGGCAUCUGUGGAAGUGCGGCCAGUGCUUCAAGACCUUCACCCAGAGGAUCCUGCUGCAGAUGCACGUCUGUCCGCAGAACCCCGACAGGCCGUACCAGUGUGGCCACUGCUCCCAGUCCUUCUCGCAGCCGUCGGAGCUGAGGAACCACGUGGUGACGCACUCCAGCGACCGGCCCUUCAAGUGCGGAUACUGCGGCCGCGCCUUCGCCGGUGCCACCACCCUCAACAACCACAUCCGGACGCACACCGGAGAGAAGCCGUUCAAGUGUGAGCGUUGCGACCGCAGCUUCACGCAGGCGACGCAGCUCAGCCGCCACCAGCGACUCCCCAACGAGUGCAAACCGGUCAACGACAGCACCGAGUCCAUCGAGGUGGAUUAACCUCUGACCUCUGGCUGCCCGCCGCCUCACCGUCCAUCCAUCUGUCCACAGUAAGCCGACAUGUCCACACCUCAGAGUCUGACACAUCCAGAUGUCUGCCCUCCUCGCUGCGGCGUUCCCGCUGCGGCGUUCCCGCUGCGGCGUUCCCGGACUCCACCGACGUUCAUCCCGUUUACAGAAAUCUAAAAUCACGGCAGAAAUCAUCCGAUCCUCUGGUCUGUUUCUGCUGUCGGACUCGUGCAGAAACAGAUCCGGGUUCAGAGAAACGGAGUGAAAACCUCGACUCCACCAAACCAAAGAUCCGACCGGUCGCAGCGUUCUGGACACGGAUAUUUACUGGAGACUUCUGGGAAUACCAACAUGCUUUGUUCCAAAGAAAACCUUCUGAAAAGCCAAAUAAAGCGUCUGAUUGUCUUCCUGCAGCUUUACCUCCAGGUGACGGACAGAGAGGCUCACCGACCCGUUUACGGUCCAAACCCACAGCAGCGACUGUAGAACCAGAAAAGAGAAAAACAUAAAUAUUCUAUUUAUCUUCCUGCUCAUAUUGUGCUGCAAGCACUUUUUAUUUUGAAACGUUAAUAUUUGCAGCUCUAAUGUUGAUACAUGUACAGAGGGAUUUCUUAUAGAAAUGAUCCCAGAGUUAAUAUGAAGCAUGACUUCAAUCAUCUUCACAUUUCAGAUGUUUCUACUUCCUGUUUCCUGUUUUCUAAAUCUCCUCUGAAGGAAACUCGACUCUGAAUGUUUUAAAAACUCACCUUCCUUCUUCUCUCAAAGAGUUUAUUGAUGCACCAAAAGCCUCAGACGUGUAAAUAAUGAUGAAGAUCCGUUUUGUGUUGAAGCUCUGAAGGUUAAAGGUCGUUGUGCCUGAGAGUUAAAAAGCUUUAAAUCGGCUCCUAUCCAAAGAAACACCGAAAAUCAGCACAAAGGGAUGUUUCACUGAGGACAGGAAACUGACUAACACGUUUAAAUUUAAUAAUAAAAGGUUUGGACAACGUGACCACUAAUCAUCGAUGUCACGGACAGAUUCUGGACAUUUCAGAAUAAAUGACUAGAAUGAGGGAAAGACGCAGCAUUUUAUUAAAAUGUUGGUUCUACCGGAUCUCCCUCUUCAGAACCCGGCUGAUUUAAAUCGGUUUGUGUCACCGGGCCGGACUCUGAGCCCUGAGGAACUCCUCCCUCCUGAGUGAAGCAUCUCUGUUUUCACGGCGCAGACUGAGCCGAUGCUGGAUGUGUACAGGUUUUAUAUGACUCCUCAGAUCCACUUCCUGUUUGGAUCCAGAGGAUCUGAAGUCAGUUUGAAAAAUCAAACAAAUCUGUGAUUUCUAAAACUUUCCAUGUUUAAUAUGAACCAAAGAUCCAGGUUGAGUUUAGGUUCUGCUUCCCGUUGAUCUGAUCUCUGCAUGAGUUUCAUCUUUUGGUUUGUUUUUUUAACAAACAUCAUAAAUCAAAAUAACUUUGAUCUGUUGGAAAUAAAACUG